This is a messenger RNA of Cyanidioschyzon merolae strain 10D, 1152 nucleotides long. RefSeq names its product MYB-related protein. Gene Ontology annotation, biological process: regulation of DNA-templated transcription. Bases 1 to 1152 code for a protein of 383 amino acids. The transcript has a single exon. NCBI's taxonomy places the organism in Eukaryota, Rhodophyta, Bangiophyceae, Cyanidiales, Cyanidiaceae. The record is from RefSeq and is a predicted model, not a curated record. Gene Ontology annotation, molecular function: DNA-binding transcription factor activity, RNA polymerase II-specific; RNA polymerase II cis-regulatory region sequence-specific DNA binding. Gene Ontology annotation, cellular component: nucleus.
AUGACCUGGCUACUAAGAAGACCAGGACUCUGCUGGGGAGUCCACGGUCACGGUCUGGAACUGCUACGCUCACGGUUGCUCGAAAGCACGAAAACGAGACCGCUUCUGGUCAGCGCUGCUGCUUGGCUGCAAUCGAAAAGCAGACUGUGCACGACACCGGGUGCUGCUUCGGAGCCUACAGCGCAAACCACUGUUAUCCCCAGGAACGAGUGGACUCCAGAAGAAGACAAACUAUUGCAGACUCUUGUUGAGCGCCAUGGACCCCGCUGGGCGCUCAUUGCCAAAGAGCUGAACUGCUUGCUGAAAAAGGGGCUCGAGCGCUCGCCAUCGAGUUGUGCCAUGCGUUACAAACGAACUCUGAACCCCAGUAUCCUGCGAAACCCUUGGACUCCCGAGGAAGAUGCAACUAUACUGAAGCUCUACCGGGAAAUAGGCCCGCGAUGGGCCGAGAUAGCUCGACGCAUGGCUACGCUUGUGCAAGAAACCACAGAUUCCACGGCCUCAUCGAAGAUUUACCAGCGAACGGACAAGCAGAUACUCGACCGCUUUCGCGAAAAGCUUAAUCCCCAACGCAAGUCCACCAGAUGGACCUAUGCGGAAGAUCAGCAGCUGAAAGCGCUGGUCAAAGAGCAGGGCCCAGGUCGCUGGACAGCGAUCGCUGCAAAGUUACCUGGACGUACCGCGAAAGAUUGUCAGCUGCACUGGCGACGAUGUCUCGAUCCGCGGAUAUCUCGAAGCUCUUGGACAAUAGAGGAAGAUGAGAAACUGAAAAUGCUCGUAUCUCGCCACGGCAGGCGAUGGGCACUUAUAUCGAAGCUCAUGGGUAACCGCAGUGAUAUCCAGUGCAUGCAUCGAUGGAGCAGCAAACUCGAUCCGUCCAUACGUCGCGGGCCUUGGACGCCGUUGGAGGACCAGGCACUCAUUGAGGCGUAUGCAGCUUGGCAGAAAAAUACAAUACGUGAGGCCUCCAUUCGACAAUUGCGGAUCCGCGGACACAGAAACGUCUGGAUCUGGGCAGCACGAGCGGUUCCGGAACUUCAUGGGAGAAGUUCGAGUCAGUGUCGUCAGCGUUUCAUGCAGCUAGCAGCAUCGAGAAAAUUGCCUCAAGAGCUUUUGAAGGAUAACCGACACGAGAAUCGAGCGACCUCAUGA